ACAAGCUUGACAGGAAGGCGGCGAGUUAAAUAAAACCAGCUGCUGCAUUGGUUUCGUUAUCGCAACGUAAACAGAUCGCAGAUGGUGUUUUCUUUUUGUUGAUAUCACAAAAAUAGUUUUAAAUAAUUAAGAUCUAGAACACAACUUUUUAUUCUUUCUCAAGGUUUUGAUAUUCGAGUGGUAAUGCCAAACUUCUUUUUAGAACUUUGAAUGUCAAUAUCAAGGAUAUUAUUAUAAUUAGCCGCCGCUUUUUUCUUGUAUACGGACUUGACAUUGAAUUUAUGACAUUGAACAAACUUUAUUAAUAUCUAAGAAAAUGUCUGCUAGAACUCAGAAUCAUCCAAGCCUUCCUGUUGCUUUUCCUGCAAGAGAUGCCUUAUAUGUAUCAAAUUCUGAAAAAACAUUUGCAAAUGACGAGCUUUUGCCGAGUCUUCCAGUUCCAUCACUUGGUCAAACUAUGGAAAAAUAUUUGGAUUCAGUAAAAAGUCUCGUAACCCCAGAAGAAUACUUAAAAACUGUAGAAAUUGCACAUAAAUUUCAAACUGGAAUUGGAGAAGAAUUGCAUUCAAAGCUCUUAAAGAAAGCUGCCUCAGAGAGAAACUGGUUAGAAAAAUGGUGGGAGAAUGUGGCAUAUCUCUCCCAAAGAACACCUUUGGUACCUCUUUGCAGCAUGUGUGGUUUCACAAAUAUGGAGAAAAUAUGGCUUCCAACUGCUGGUUCACAACUGGAAAGAGCAGCUCUAUAUAUGCAUUUUUGUUUACAAUUUUGGAAAGUUCUCAGGGAGGAGCAUUUGAAACCUCACUCAUCUCGCAAUGUUCCAUGGACCAUGCACCAGUUUCGUAGGUACUACAAUACAGUGCGUAUUCCAGGUGAAGUUAUAGAUCGAUUGGAAUGUUAUUUUCAUACAGAAUUGGAAGAACCAAUGUCUCCGACUAAUCUCGUGAUAAUGCACAAUGGUCAUAUAUUUACUUUCGAUGCAGUGGAUGAAUAUGGAGACAUUUUAAGCCCACCUGAAUUGCAGCUUCAAUUCCAAAGGAUUAAAGAUUGGUGCAGUAAAAAUAGCCCUGGUGCAUCAGUCGGAGCUUUGACCUUAGCAGAUAGAUCCACUUGGGCAAAAAAUCGUGAAUGGUUGUUGAAAAUACAUCCAGAAAAUGUACUGCAUAUGGAAACCAUAGAAAAGGCUCUUACUGUAUUGACCUUGGAUGAUGCAGAACCCGCAGAUUUAACAGGUAUCUGUAGAGAAGCUUUAACAGGAGACCCAACCAACCGUUGGGUUGAUAAAUCAACUGUUAAUAUAGUUUUUAGCAAUGGGGCUUUUGGUCAGAUUUCUGAUCAUACUCCUUUUGAUGGCUUGGUACCUGUAGUUGCUAAUCAUUUUGUAUAUUCUUCAUUGGAUGAAUGUGGAGGAGUUUGGAAGGGCACCAAAACUGUUGGAAGAGAUCUUUUGCCUCCCAGAAGAUUAGAUUUUCAUUUGGAUGAUUACAUUAAAGUUGCUAUUGAAGAAUCUAAAAAGAUAUAUCAGGCAACAGUUACUGAUUGUGAAAUUGUAGUAGGUUGUUUUACUCAUUAUGGAAAAGCAUUUCUGAAGCCACACAAUUUUCACCCUGAAACCUAUGCUCAAUUUGCACUGCAGCUAGCAUACUUUACAAUGCAUGGGAGGCCAGCACCUACAUAUGUUACUGCAGCAACAAGACAAUUUUAUCAUGGAAGGACUGAAACCAUGAGAUCUUGUUUCCCUGAAGUUGUAGAAUGGGUUCAUGCUAUGAAAGAAGAUAAAAUAUCUUCUGGUGAGAAGCUCAAACUCAUGAAAGUUGCUGCUGAUAAAUUCAAGUCUUUAAUGAAAGACUGCACUGAAAACAGAGGAUGUGAUAGGCAUUUACUUGGUUUGUACAUGAUAGCAAUGGAAGCUGGAAUAGAUGUACCUGAGAUCUUUUUAGAUCCUUCAUGGAUUAAAAGUGGUGGAAGUGGAAAUUUUGUUCUCUCUACAAGUUGUGUUGGAUAUACACCACUUGGUGGUUGCGUAAUGCCCAUGACGGAAAAUGGUUAUGGAUCAUUUUAUAACAUUGAAGAUAAUAGAUUUACAUUCACUGUGUCGGCUUUCAACAGAUGUGCUGAAACUAAUGCUGCAAAGUUUUUCCAGCAUGUCGAGAAGGCUUUAAUAAAUAUGAAACAGUUAUUGGUAUCGGCUAAACUUUAAACCUUUAAGAACUUUGUACUUGGGGCAAGUACUCUUUUCAUGGUAUCUACUAUCUCCAACUUUUAUCCCAUUUUACUCAAACAAUUUUUACGCCUUAAAAACAAAGUAUGAUGAUAUUUCUUGCAUACUCGUUUAUUUUUAAUUAUUAUUAAAAAAAAAAAAGGAAAUUGUGCAAAGAUUUGUGAUAUGAACUCUUAAGGUUGAUGAAUUAUUCUUGCAAUUUGAAAUUUUAUUGUUUCUUAUUUAUAUAUUAAACUAUUUAUACAUGUUGUUUUUGUUGAAAUUAUGAAAAAUUUUUAGUGUUUAAAUCCUCUAAGCAUUCAAGUAUUUUCAUGUACUACAUUUAAGAUUUUAAAAAAUUGUUUUUAAGCCAAGUAAAUGGAAUCUUUUUGAAUUUAUUCUAUUCUCUAACAUUUAAAGAAUAUUUUAUCUGUAUAAUUUUAAGAAAAGAUAUGCAUGUAUUAUGUGCAUUUGAAAUGAGCAUAAAAGCUGAAAAAGAAUCCUAUUUGGUUGCUUAAAGGAGUAAAACAUACUUAAUUUACCAAAUUAUCCUACCUUAUUAGCACAAGAUAUUUACUGAUUAUAUCAGUAUUCUGGAAUACUGCAUAGUAUUGUGAGGAUAUCAUAACAAUAUUGUUGGGCAUUUUGAGUUGACAGGAUACUAUUGCAGAAUAAUGCCUUAACGUUUUAUUUUGUGAUUGUCCAGGUAAAAUUCGCCAAGUUCAAAAAUUGUGAUUUUGAGAUAUAUACUUCCUUGUAAUCCCCAAUUAAUACUCUGCAGUCUGGUAAAUGCUUUGAAUUUUCAUUGUUCAGAAAGAGCUGUCCAGAUUUCACUAUGCUCUGUAACCAUUUAAAUCUUGAAAUAAGAAUAAUUGAUAUUUAAUAAAUUUAUUCUCAGUGUGUAAAAAUCACUUAUUGAUUAAUAGUGUUAUGAAUGAAGUGUACAUUAUUCUCAAUGAUUUACAUAUCAUGAUCACUGGUGAAAAAAUAUACAGAUAAAAAGUAGUCAGAGAUACAUCAGCCUACAUUACCAUAUAAGAGUAAAAUAGACUGAAAUUUUCCCCUUCAGUGGUUUUAUUAUGAGAUUUUGAUAGGGAUUUCUUUGAGAUAUGUAGACUUAGGAAAGGGAUCUUGUGUAUCUUUGAAAGAAUAUUCUAAGUGUUAGGGAUUUUUAUAUCUUUCGCUCAAAGUGUGAGAAAAUGCUGAAAUUGUCAGUUUUAUAGGGCGUGUGUAGAAUUAAUUAAAUAAAAAGCGGGAAUUGGAUCAGGCAAUAAGAGAACAUUUUAGAAUGAAGUUAAUAUGGGUGAAAUUAAGAUAAAAAUUAGGAAAUUAAUUAGAAUUUAAAUUAGAUUAAGAAUUUGAAUUAAGGACUUAAAUUAGAUCAUUACACACACACACACGUGCAUGCAUGCAUGCACGCACACACACACACACAUUUAUAACUAUUCAAAAUUGAUAAUAGUUUAAAACUACAGAUUUGGACUUGGUGACUUUUACCUGAAUGACAACAUGACCAAAAUGUUGAUUUAUUUUACAUGUAUAUUGACAAAUAAAUGUUUGAUAUAUUAUAAAAUUAUUUUAUAAACUAUUUUCUAUAAUUUCAUAUCGUUAUUUGAAUAAGAAAGAUGUUAUAAGAUAUUCAACAUAUAAUGAAAAGAAAUAGGAUAUUGUUAAUGCACAAUUGUACUGAUAUUGCAUGUAUCAUGGAGAUUAUCUUGUUUUGAGAUUUAUUUUUGUGUGUAAAUAUAUAUCCUUAUAUGGUUUGUAUCCACUGAGAGAAUUUUUAUUUUUAUUUUCAAGAUACCGUUUUUUUUUAAAUAUUAAUUUUCUUUUAUUUUCUUAGUUGCAGUUGUAGAAAAUGUUGAUAGACUAUUUUAAAGGGAAUCUCUCAAAUAUUUAUUAUUUAUUUAUUAUUUUGUAAAUGGAAUCUUAUUACCCACAAAAGGGAUUUUAAAUUGGUUAUUUGUAUGACCUAGUUCUGAUAAGUUGGUGAGCUUGACACACUCGAAUGCUCGAAUUGCAGUUUUCAGAUUAUUUGAUAAGGAAUUUGUAUUUGAGGAGAUGGACAUGAAAAUCUUAUCCAGGUUGUAUUUUGCUUCUUCAUAUAUUCUUCCAAAUUUGACAAGAAUAUCCUUUAGUGAUAAAUUUGCCAUUUUCAUGUACUUUUUUCUCAUAAUGGUUAGAUUUUUUAGUUAUAAGAGUUAUAUUUUUCUGUAUAUUUUAAAAUUUCAUUUCAUUUAAAAAAAUAGAAAAAAAAAAUCAAAUGAUAAUAAUUUUUUUAUAUAUGAUUUAAUAAUUUUUUUUAUAUCCCCAGAAUUCCACCUUUUUAACACUAAAGCAGAUGCAAGAAAAUUUAUCACUAUUCUUAGUCUUAAAAAAAAUGCAAAUUUUUUAAUUAGAAUUUAGACCCCUACCAAAUUUUGAACGAACAACUAGAAGUCAUCUAUACUUUCAGAAACAUGUGAACUCAAAAACACAGUGACUUAAAUAUAUCAAGUUUGGCAUACAUGAUUUUGGGACUUAAGCGUAGUUUUAUGCCAAAUGUUUGUUUCAAUCGGUUGGGUAAAACACGUCUCAAACCCAAAUUCGAUUUUUGUAUACUUUUGACUGUAUGCCAAGGAUUAAUCGCCAAGAUCACACGAUAGAUUUGAUGAACAUGCUAAGUUCACACCAAAGAUUAAUAUUUCGUAACUAUUGUAUGCCAGUGCCAUGUGAGGCAUUUACUGGGAUAACAUCUUUAUUAGAGAGUAUGCAAGAAUGUUUUGGGAAGACCCUUCCUGCUUUUUUGGUAUAGGUUUUUGAGAGGCAUAGUAUAAUGGACGGAUCCUGGAUCAAAAAUCAAAUUAACUUCAUGUUUCAAAUGAAGAUUCCCAGCAGUGACCUUUCUAUUAUAUGCUUAUAUUCUAUGUUUAUUAUCCAUUGGUUGUUUUAUUGGGUAACUUACACAAUAUAAUUUUAGUUUUGGUUUUAUUUUUUGAUAUCCUUUAACUAAUAAAAUGUUUUUAAGAAAAACAUAUGAAAUUCAAAAGGGGUUGCCUUUUUAAGAUAGAAGAUAUAUCUAUUUAAUUUUAGUAAUUCUAUAAGGAUGUUACAACUUUCAAAAAUAAGUAUCAAAAACUGAUAUCUAAAUUGUUUUUGUAGUAAAAUUUUUUUCUCAAGUAAGUUUCAAGUGCUUGUAGUUAUUAUAUGGUACUUUAUCUCAUGAAUAAUUUUUGUGUAGUGUCUUGUAUUUUAUAAUCCAUUCUUAUGUUUCUGUAUUAAAUGAUUGAAAAAAAUAUUUAACAGAAAAAAUUAUUUAAAAAUGUACUCAAAUAUAUAA
Messenger RNA from Argiope bruennichi, 5516 nucleotides. RefSeq names its product peroxisomal carnitine O-octanoyltransferase-like. Bases 317 to 2197 code for a protein of 626 amino acids. Gene Ontology annotation, molecular function: carnitine O-octanoyltransferase activity. The record is from RefSeq and is a predicted model, not a curated record. Gene Ontology annotation, cellular component: peroxisome. NCBI's taxonomy places the organism in Eukaryota, Metazoa, Arthropoda, Arachnida, Araneae, Araneidae. The transcript has 16 exons.